AAAAUUCACGAGGAAACGGUUGAGCCUGGUCAAGUGGCUAGUGGACAAGAAUCGGGCAAUGACGAGACCCGCGGUUUGGCCAAGCGAUCGCGAGUAAUCGGCCGGUUGAAAAAGGCCAUUCGAAUUCGGCGGGCCGCCGACAGCGCCGGAAAUCGACUCGACUGGUGGCUCGCUCGCGUUGCUUGGGAGUCCGUGGACGUGAACCUUUGUUUUGUCGAGAAGUAUGGCUGCCAUCUUAACUCUCCGAUGGAUGUUUUUCAAAGAGUUCGCGGAUUCUCGUGUUUAUUACGCUAUUUAAUAAGGUGAUUCGCAGAGAGAGACCGGUGCAAGGCCUCUCGCGAUGUAACGACUCUCAUCGUGCCAGUUAUUCGAGCUGCCCUGCUGUCACGCGGACGAAAUCAUGCUUGUGUUUACAUCCGAGUUCUCCCAGAGCUUCUGUAUUUCUGUCAUAUUGAGGUCGAUCCCAUUGGCGAGCGGUAACCGAGACCGAUGCCCCCGCUGCGCGAGGAUGCGAGUUGCAAGCUGCGAGCUGCGAGCCGAUCUCGCAGAUAUUCCGGGAAGCCGAGGACGCGGUACGGCCCCCGCUGCACCGCCGACCGCCCGCCAGAAACAAUCGACGACAUCGGAGCCUCAAAUAGUCGCCGCCGUCCUCGGAGAGGAAGGAGCCGCAAGCCGCAGCCGCAGCGCAGCGCUGACCCAGCAGAGCCAGUCCAGCCUCCGAAAGCAACGAGACAGAGCUAGCCGCCAAGCUGUCCGCUCACCCGGCGCGGCGAGCACGCAAGGCCUUCAAGACGUCGACCCCGUCGGUCAUCAAGUUAUCCGGGGCUGGCGGCGGCGGUAGCGGCGGCGGCGGCGGCUGCAAGUCAGCUGCUGUGGACCAGGUUUCCCCGGGUCCCGAACAUGAGCCCCCGCCGGCCAGCCUCGAGCCCGCAGCGGCCAGUCCCGAGGGCGAGGCCGCGAGCGUCAAGCUGCUGCGCCAGCAGGUCUCCCAGGAGCUCGCGACCCUCAGGCCCCUGGCCGGCAGCGGCAAGCCGUCCGCUCCCAAGAGCGUCAGCCAGCAGAGCCUAGCCCACCUCUCGCCCAUCCCCAGCGCGUACAACAGCUACCGGGUCAAAGCUCCGGCUAGCAUCUACCCCCUGUCAGCGGCUCCCAAGAUGCAGGUACUCGCCGAGGCGGCCAGUCGCGAGGCCGAGCUCCAGGCCAAGUCCCAGCCGCAGCCGAAGCCCGCCCCGCUGAGGCGCAUCGGAGCCAAGCAGGCCGCCGGCCUCGCGGCGAGCAAGCAGCAGCAGCCACCGCAACAGUCGCCGGGCUCGCCGAUGCCGCGGAUACACACGCUGAGCAAAGCCCAGGUAGCCGGGCUCAAUCAGCUCACUAGCAAGCAGGCCUUCGCCGGCCAGAAGAUCGUCUCCCAGCAGCAGCAGAACCUCUUCAACCACAAGAUCCAGCAGAAAGGCGGCCCGCAUAAAGCGCUGCAGCAGGCCGCCGCUGCGACGGCGACCACGUCGUCUGCUGCGCCUGCGCCUGCCUCCCAGAACCACCUGCAGCAGACCUUCAAGCAGAUGCAGCAAAAGCAACAGAAGCAGCAGAAGGCCAUGGCCAACGCUAACGUACUCAAAAGCAGCAGUUUGCCCAACAUCCCCAACAUGGCAAAGCUUCCGGCCAGCUCGAACCUCGUCGCCGCUGGCAAGCAGCAGCAACAGCAACAGCCGCAGCAACAGACUAGCGCACCUCAGCAGAUCCAGAGGAGUCAGAGCGCGGUCAUCGGGAGGGCUCAGCAACUGAUCAACGCCAAAUCCCAGCAAGUCAUUGCCAAGCCGCAGUCGGCAACUCCUGCAACCGCUGCCGUUGCUGUUGCUACAAAGAGCCAGCAACAGCUGGCCAAGGCGCAACAGCACAUAGCCAAGUUGCAGCAACAGCAGCUGUCCAGUGCCAAGCUGCAGCAGCAGCAACAGGUGCUGCUCAAAAUUGCCGCGCAAAACAAGAGCUCGACAUCUGGAAACGCUAAAAACACCCCGUCGAAAGCCACGAGUACAGCCACGAAAGCGGCAAACCAGCAACCCCAGCAAACUGUCAUUCAGCAGACCGUGCAGCGAAAUCAAAUUAUGGCUCAGAAUCUGGCGAUGGCUCAGCAGCAGCAGCAACAGCAACCACAGCCGAUCCAAACGCAAAUACAGCACCAGCAUGUCGUCGUGGGCCCUCAAAACACCCCGAAACAACCAGGUUGCAUCAAGACAAUCGCGCCUCAAAAGCCCAGCCAGAAAAAUCAUGCGGCGAAGAACGCGAGCAUCAAAACCUCUCUCAACACAAAUCUGAGUACUAUGAAGACCAACGCUAAUCUUGCUACGACGGCACCGGUGAACGCACCGAUGACCAGCUCUACGCAGCAAAAGAGUGGCGUCAAGACGAUAUUACCCCAGCAGCCGGGUGGGAACGCUGGCGCUUCAGCAGCUACUUCAAUUCACAAAGUUGCCGGCCAACCAUUGAAAAUCCAGCCACAGCCUGUGAAACAACAAAAACAAAUCAUUGUGACCACGCCUGUCGCUCAGUAUAAUACGACUAUCAGGCCACAACCCGGUCAAAUUAAAACUUUGAUGUCCGUUAAUGUUGCCGAUUCACGUAAAGACAAUGAACUCAAAAUCGAAAUUAAAACGGAGCUCAAGCAAGAGAAUGAAGUUAUAACUCCAACUUUGGCAUCGUCAUCUCAGAUUCCUCAGUCACCACAACGAAGGUUGCCGCUUCCAUACGAGUGUCUCCAGUUUGUUCUCCAAGAUCACAACUAUGGUGCUCCACCCCCGCGGACACCACCGCCACUAUCACCUCCUCCGCACCCAAAACAACAGCCUGUCAAUGGAGCUGGAAACUCAUGCAUAACUACUCAACACUCUUAUAUUUUCAACCAAGAACUUGGCGAUUCUUUGUGCAUUCCAGCCGUAAGUAAAACGACGGUAGAGGAUGAUGCUGGUAGUGCUAUAAGCAGCGAGGCUGGACGAGAAGUUGAACCAGAGGGUGAAGAAACUGAGACCGCACCGGAGGGCGAAGGCGAUGAUGAAGAUAGCGUUACCCGUUGCAUAUGUGAUUUCGAGCAUGACGAUGGUUACAUGAUCUGCUGCGAUCGAUGUCUAGUAUGGCAACACGUAGACUGUAUGGGCAUUGAUCGAGCCAACAUUCCUGACGAAUACUUGUGCGAAGUAUGCAGACCUCGUCGAGUGGACCGAGCACGUGCACGUGCUUUGCAAAUGCGUAAACGAGAGGAACUAUUGAACUCUGACACGACAUCGGACAGUUCGUCGACAAGUUCAGCCGAUACUGACGUCGCCCAUAACACUCCCGCUAAGAAUAGAAAAGCUUCGCAACAGCAGCAGCAAACUGCUCUUCGAAGAAAAUCCGAUCCUCCACCUCAGGUGCGCCGCCUAAAUAAUAACAACAAUAACAACAACAAUAAUGUUGCCAAAAGGCAGAGGCGAGAUACACAUCCACGACAAACGAGUACGGCUCGAACUAAAAAAGAGUCGACAGUUACAACGAUGACGGCGACGACGGCGGCGACGACGACGACGACGACGACGACAGCUAUGGCGACGGCAACCACUACAACGCAAGCAACCCAGGCAACGAAACAGCAGCGAGGAGGAGGACCCGGCAAAAGAAAGACCAAAAGGCGAACAAGUCUAGAAGACAAAGAAGAUGAAACGCUGGACUCUUGGGGUUCUAAUAUGGCUCCGUUACGGCAAUGGAUUGAAAGAUAUGAAGAGGCAGUCACUAAUCAUUACAGUCCUGAACUAAGAGCGAGGAUAUCGAGUAUUAAAGUCAACGGAACGCACAAUGAUUUACGACAAAGUAAUAUCGGUACUGCGGCCACGGGCAAGUGUCGCCUAAAUGUGCAAAGCAACAGCCUUCGAUUCCUGGUAGCUACAAUGUAUUUACCACCAAACACACCUGUGGUUGAACUUCGUGGAAAAUAUAUGCUAAGUACGCAACAUAGGCCAUCUCAUCCGCAGGGACGUCAGCACACGCAACGACCUGGUCCAUUCGUCUUUUUCUACCGACUUCCACGCGACGGUACGGAGGUCUGUGUCGAUACACGAACUUAUGGCAACGACGCGCGCUUCGUUCGUCGCAGUUGCAAACCUAACGCAGAGGUUAAACAUUGCAUCGAGAAGGGAACACUCCAUCUUUAUAUCGUGACGAAUGUCGCCAUAGAGAAAAAUGCUGAAAUUACAAUUAAACAUGAUCAACACGAUCUCAUGCUGUCGCCUAAUUCCAACAACUCAGGCAUACCGAUAAUGUGCGCCUGCAAUAAUCCGAAAGACUGUCAAAUAGCCUCUUUGAUUCCCAUGUCUACACCUACUAAUAAAAAAGGAAACAACGGUCCUCUUGCUGAAAAUGCCGAUGGACGAGAGAGAAGGCGACGAGGUAGAAGAAACACGGUGAGUGAAGACGCUAAUGACAGUUCAACGUCGGCUACAACUUCAUCAUCAACUAAUCCCACAACGACUCAUACGACUACAGUUGUUGCGGCAGCUACGCUAACUCAGGUAGCGCCCAAAAAGACCGUGACUAUAAACACCAACGUAACAGUCAAAGAAAUCGGAAGUGCUGGUAGUAGUAUUAUCAGCAGUAUUAGCAACAACGACAAAAAUACUGGUUCUAGCAGUUCUCCUAUAACAGCUCGGCAGGCUGUAAGAGAAGAGCAACCACAAUCUGCAGAAGUGGUGGCAGCAGCAUCAUCAUCAUCGUCACAAGCAACAGCAGUAGCGGCAACAGUGUCGACACCACCAUCUCAACCUUCAUCUACAACACCAAGCCAAACGUCCAGCAGCAGAUCAAUACCGACGGCGCAUGUUCCUUCAACGACGACGCAAAUAAUAAAUACCGAACCUAAGAAAGACAAAAAGAAAAUGACGCGAGAGGAGCGCAAAAUGGAGGCAAUUAUGAAGGCGUUCGAGCGCUUGGAAAAAGCUGAGCAACGUAAGCAAGAAGUACAAGCCCGCAACGCUCAGCGCAAAGAAUCAGGAGGUGCACACAGCGACAACGAUGACGGUGCCGCACAUUCCACAUCUAAAUCUAGACAACGUGAUCAACAUCAGUCUUCGGACAAAGGACCACGUCGAAAGCGCAGAAAGGGUCGGACUAGGUCCACCAGCGGUUCGCAAUCUCACGGAACGCGCCGGACACGACUCAAUUCAGCAGAGUCCGACUUGACUUCUGGUGAUGAAAGUAAUUCUAUGCAAUCACCACCACCUCUUGCCAGUCAGAAUUGCUCAUACUCGCUACGCGUGCAUGGUGGUAAAGAGAGCAACAACGGCAUGGCCGUAAAUUCUGCCGGCUCUCAGACAGGCAUCCCCUCAGCUGCAGGUCUUCUGCUAGCUUUGGCCAAUUCGAACACACUUGGUUCAAACUCACCGCCUCAACAGCACCAACCGCAACAACCAACGCCAGUUAAAAGUCCGAGUGGCGAUAGCGGUGCCAGCAGCAGCUCCCAGAGCUCUACACCGUCGACUCCGUUGUCCUCAGCCUGCUUACUAGUAGCAGCAGCAGUGGGACCUUUGGCGCCAGGAUUCAAGUUCCCGAAAACAAAGAAACUGCUGAUGAAUGAGUGGCUGAAGGAGGCGCCCGAGCCGCAAGGCCAAAACUCUGAGGCGCGAGCCGGUUCGGAGUUUGCCGAGCAUUCAUCCGCUGAAUUCUUGUCGCAGAAUUACGCCGCUAAAGGCUUAGCCACUCUCGUACAGGCGGCUCAUUCAGUGGCAGGAAUCUGCGAUUCGCCGCCACAGCGGGCAACAGCUAGACAAGCCGCUGCUACUCCAACGCCUAUUCUAUCGACAGGCUCAGCAAAAAAACGUUGGCUGCGGCAAGCCAUUUCCGAAGAGUGUGACUCGCCCAACAGCAGUAGUCGACCUGACAGUCCGCCGAGCGAAAUGCUUGCUCCUCCCAAAAAGCGCAGGAUCGCCCGAGAGAGCCUCUCCUCGGAUAACUACACGCCGCCCACAACACCGACUAUGAUGCAGCAAGAGCACGGCCCCACGCAUCGGCCGUCCAUCAAUGAGGAUGAUUUUGUUGAGCAUAUGCCAUCACCCAGCACAGAAGACCUUGGAUCGCAAAAUGAAUAUGAUUCGGAUCAAAUAAAGGACGAUAUUAAACUUAAAUAUUCUAUGAUGGAUGAGGUUGAUGGGAAAUGUAAAACAAACAGUCCAAUUUCUCUGAAUUCAGUAGUGAUAAAAGAAGAAGUACAAUGCCCUUUAGCAUUAAAAAUAAAAGAAGAAUCAAAAUCCGAUGAUGAAGAUUCUUCUAUAAAUAAUACUAGAAGAAGUUUAAAGCCUGAAAAUGAUAUUGUAAAAGUUAAAUGUGAAUCGGAGUCUAGCGUCCCGAUACCAAUAAAAAAUGAACCUCGUAAUACUGGAACUGAUCAAUCUAAAGUAGAAUAUAAAACUAUUAAAUUUGAAGAGGUAAUUGAAAAAGGUACCGUUGAAAUAGUGGAUCAAAAUGAGCAAGAUAUUGAGACUGAUGAACUUAGCUCUCCAAUUGCAACAAUGGAAUCAGAUGCUGAAUUGAAAAAACGAGUAGCAGAAUUGAGAUUAGAAUUUGGUGGUGGAAUCGCAGUUCUUACUAACAUUUGUAACGAAGCGAAUAAAUCUUUCGAAGACCAACCUCAUCUCGUGCAUGUAAAACAUGAAGAAAAUAAUGAUAUGAUUGACGAGUUGGAUGUAGAAGCUCAAAUGAAACAGAUAACUGGUGACGAUGGCGAUGAUUACAAAGAAAAAGUCGAUAUUAAUCUAGAAAGAGAUAAAAGUAUGGAUGGGAUUGAAGGACUUAUGGAGAGCUCUAAAGAAGAUUCAGAAUCUGAGCCUGAAAAUCGGGAUAUGGAAGACUUCAGGGAUUGUGACCAAUUGUUUGAAAAAUUCAACGAAAAACGGGAAAAUCCUGAAGAUUCGGAAAAAAGAGUUUUCAAGGAAUUUGAGUGUAAAAACAGAAUUUCGUCUGUUAAAGGUGAAUUUGAUAGAAUAGAACAACAAACUUCCUCAACCAAGACUGGGAAACUGGAAAUACUAACCGAAUCAACACACUUAAAGAGCGUGGAAUUGUUGGAUUCAAUUUCAAAACACAUAGGAAACUUCGAUAAUGGAGCAACCUUAAAAGAGAUCGAUCAAUCCCACGAUAGCGAAGCUAAAAAGCAAGAAUACAAAUCAACAGCUAUGAUUCCUACUCCUGAAGAAUCCAUGAUGGAGCUUGACUCAAUGGAAUUACCCUCCGAAGGUAUCCUUGAAGAACCAGCCAAGAUUUUUCCCUCGAUCCCACCAUUGAGUGAACGAAUACGUAAAAAAGUUGACACGAAUCCAGCUCCAAAAUCUAAGUUGGAAAUUGAGGCUUCAAUUAUCGAAUCAUCAUUAGAUAUGGAAGUUGUGAACGAUGCUCAAGAUGUUCAAGAAAAAAAGAUAUUAUCCACGGCUUUGCGAGAGUUAUUGGAAGCUAAAAUUGAGCCGGAAACUGAGCCAACCCCGGAACCUGUAAAUAAAAAUGUCAUAGAAAAUAGGGUUAACGCGACGUUAGAAACUAAUCCAGUGGAACAGGCUUUAAUAGAAGAAACAGUGGAUGUAUGUCUAGUAGUGACGCUGCCACCACCUGUAGCAAAUGAUCAAAUCAACAGGAAUAUAGUAGAUCCUACAGUAAUGAAAUUAGAUCCUCCACCUCCCGAACCUGUAAAAGACCCAAGAUUAAAGGAUCCUAGAACUGUUGUGCCAAAUAAAAUUACUUCGCUAGCAUCGGCAAAAGCGGAAGGCCCACCUCCUAUUAAACGAAAGCUCUCUAUAUCAGAAUAUCGUAAGCGCAAGCAACAGUCGACAGGUACGCCACCAGAGCCUGAGAACGCGGAUACUUUAGUAACGGAAGGAAAGAGCGCCAGCCGGGGUCGCUCUGAUAGUGCAAGCAGUGGUACGUCCAGCCUCAGCUCGGAUGACGAAAGUGCGACGAAGGCUCCUCUCGAUAUACCUAGUCUUAGUACUUUACCCAUGUUCGCCAAUACUGAGGGUGACGAGAAGAAAGCUGCUGAAGAGGGUGUUAUGGGUUGGUCAGCCGCACCAACAUUAGUUGAAAGACAGAGAGAAAAUCUCACGGAAAGGCUGAAGCGUGAAUUUGGAUUGUUUUUGAACGAUGACGAAGAGGAAAGGGCUCGCAAACAAGGUUUGAGCGGCGAAGCACUUACAAAAUCAGCAGGUAUUACUGGGACUGUUGGUAGCACUGUGGUCAACAGCAGCACAGCUUACCCCGCAGCGCAAUUGCCACCCCAGGCCUACAUUCCACCACCGGGUUCUGCUUCAGUGCAUUAUACGCAAUAUUCAACUGUUAAGUCAAAUGCUGGAGCACCAGUAUUGCAGUAUCCAAACUAUUCGAUACCACCACCUCCGCUUGGACCCGUCAACUAUCCACCGCCGGCUAUUUGCGGCAAGCCACCAACAACGAUACCUCCGCCCGCAACGGUGUCGAGCAACUCACAGCAGCAUCAACCGUUCACGAUGCCACAAGCGCCUCCAGGCUCCAACCCUUAUCCACCAGCGCAAUUUCCAGUUGCAGUGACGGUGCCACCUCCGCCUCCGCCCGUUCCUCCGCCUGCACCUGUGCCACCACCAGCUAGUACAACUGUUUCUGUAUCGCGUUUUCCAACAGUGGCUUCCUGUCCAAAUCCAGCGCCAAUCGGAGUCAGUGCGGUUCAACCUGUCGUCGCAUAUCCCUUGCCACCCCAUCCAUCUCAGGCUACUACUCACGGAGUUUUCUAUAGUCAUCCGACUCCGAAGUCUUAAUUUGCUGUUGUUGUUAUUACUUGAUCUUCUUUUGACGUGCUCCAAUGUUAGCAGUCCAUUCGGCCUAUUAUUUAACGCGCUUCUCAUUUCAUCUCGUUUAAAUCUCAACAACAAAUUGAUACAACAAGUGCGUCCAGAGCUUAUUUGAUUAGUUAAAUGCUCAAUGACAGGUUACAAAAAAUACAUAACAAGAUCUACCGAGACUUUCUCAAUGCAGAACUGUGAAAUGAUACACAGAUGCAGCACUUGUAAAUAAACAACAUGCAUUUUCUCGCAACGUAAUAGGGUAAAAAGUAAGGUAUUUGUUUUUAAUCAACCACUUGAUAUAGGCUAUCAUAUUUAGAGUUGCUCAAUAUCGUGGACUAUAAUCUUUUUCGCAAUCAUAACUAAAUUUUCCAGAAUUUUUUUUUUAUGUUUUUUCUGUACAAAAUUAUUUUAACAUAAACUACAAAAUUAUUAACUGUAAAAGUUGUCGCGUUAAAGACGAGAGAGCUUCGCUUCAGUGGAGUUAAACAUGAAUGUGCGUAAGAUUGCACUUUGUAAAACAAUUGUCCUCAAAGAGGCUUCAAAAUCACCAAUUUUAAUGCGGUUUAUAAGAAUAUAACGCAGAGCGUGGAAUCAUAAUAAUACAUAAAUAAUUAUGAUUUAUUAUUUCUAUUUAAAAUAUUCGAGCAUUGGUGCUUCAAAAAAAAAAUGGUUGAUUUUUGUAUUUGUUACUAUUAGUUGCCAAGCGGUUUUCGAUAUCUGCGUUGAGCAUUACAAUUUUCUUGAUAUAAAUAUCAAGAAGAAAUUGUUGUUCUAAUUUUUUUUUUACUUUUUAUAAAUAGCAGUUGUAUAGGUGUUAAGCAGUGUUCUCUGCCCGGGUGAGAGAAAUCAUUUUGUCAUAUUAUAUUGAGCUUCGUUUCAGCUCAAAAUAAUCGCAAGUACAAAACAAAGUACUCGGUGAGUUAUGUAAUCGUAAUUGUUAAAGCAUCGUUAACGCGUCAUUUAUCUUUUUACUUCUUAAGUGUUUUAAGUCGACACUUUUUCAUUGAAUGAGCGACAGAAGUGGAAAAAUGAGAAAUCGAUGUACAAAUUCCGUAUUACGGUAUUACCGAUUUUCAGUGAAAUAUGAUUUCACUUGAUUUUUUUACUUUUGCACACGAAUAUUUCGUUAAUUAUAAUAAUACAACACUUGCUUAAUAAAUGAUUUGAUCUGAUAAAAUAUAAAGACAUUAAUGGUGCAUGGAGCAUAAUGAUGGUAUUAGGCUAGGCUACAAUUGACAUAAUAUGUAAUGUUUUGAGAGAGUAAAAAAUAUCUGUAAAUUUGUACAUACCUAAAAAUAUAUUUAAUUAAUUGUUCGUUUUUGAGUAAGUAAAGUUAGAUAAAAGUCUCUUUCUCAAGUCGGAUGAAGAGUAUUUGAAAAGCUUUAGACUCGCGAGUUCUUUUUAUUGAAAAUGUAAUGUUCAAAUGAAGAAAGAAAGUAAAGGAGAAGUAAUGGAAGGUUAUUAUAGACUGUCAAGGUUCUCCCUAAUUCGAUAAGGCAGUAUUUCCACGACAGUAUUUCCCUCGAUUAGCGACAAAAGAGGUCAACGAUAUUUUUUGUACAUUGUACGGGUAUAUCGUCUCGCCUAACUUUCUCAUGCAGAUGCGUUAAAGUAGAAAUUACUAAACAAUAUAAAUAUUGUGUGCAUAUUUUCUUGAGCGUCGGACCCGGCUUUCGUCAACAGUCAAAUUGUAAAUAUACUCUAUAUGUAAGAUGAUGUCGACGACAGCUGCGGAAGAUCAAAUUUUUCCGGACAGGCCCAGUAUGCGAAAAUGAUAAUUCUCGUCCUUUGUACCAUUCAUCUGUACUCUGCGCAGAGAAGUUUGACGCUACAUCUUGUAAUUAGAGACGCGCUGUACAUGUUAUACAUAAUAAAUAAAUAAAUAAAAAUAUACAUAUAUAUAUAUAUAUGUGUGUGUGUGUGUGCGUGCGUGCGUGUGUGUGUGUGUGUGUAAGUGUGUUUGUGUAUCUCUAAGCGGCGUAUGAGAAAGAGGGGAGGUAUUGAAGAAAGGAAAUGAUACAUAAAAGUCAACGAAUUCAAAGACAAUUAAAAUGUAUUCAAAAGCUCAAGAAAAUCGUCCUUUCUCUUUUUCUAUGUAUAUAUAAAUAUUUAAGUAGAUAAUACCCUUAGCUACUACUCUAUAAAUAUAAUGACUUAUUAUAAAUACGUAUAAAUAUAUACAUAUAUAAAUAUUCUAUAUAAACUCGCGCAUUAACUACCUUAUCCGUGUCGAGAAUUGUACUACUUACCACCAGAACACAUAAUUUUUUUUUAUUCGUAAUUUGCUGUUAUAUGUAUAUGCCUAGCUAUAGCCAUGUUACAUCACUUAUAUACAUUGUAUAAUAUAAUUUGAUUCAUACAUAUAUAAUAUUAUAUAUGAAUUAAAUUUAACAAAUUCUCCGACAUCAAUAAUAUUGAUACACCUAUAAUUACGGCAUACAUUUUAUGUAAAGAGCUGAAUAUUUAGGCAUACAUGAAAUUUAAUAAAUCGGAUACACUUUUAUGAAUUACAA
Molecule: messenger RNA, 11332 nt
Organism: Nasonia vitripennis (jewel wasp)
Lineage: Eukaryota; Metazoa; Arthropoda; Insecta; Hymenoptera; Pteromalidae
Gene: upSET
Product: mucin-5AC
Exons: 14
Coding region: 1155-8792 (2545 amino acids)
Molecular function (GO): protein binding
Source: RefSeq, a predicted model, not a curated record